AAAGCUCUUCAGUGAGUUAUCAGGUGCUUGGUAAUUGCUACUUCAUGAGGUCCAAAGCCCCAGAAGUACCGGUAUAACAAGGAAGCAUAACUUUAACAGGGAACAUUAGUUUGUGUAAGACCGCCAUGGACAGGCCAACCGCGGUGCCAAGGCCGCUCAAAGGCCCCUGUGACAUCACAAAGGCAUGGCUGCAGGAUAUGCUGAGUCGCAAGGAUGGGUGGCAAGUCAUCGUCCAUUUUCACCGGAUGGAGACGCCUGAAUCCCAAGAAGGAUAUCUUAGUGAGAUUCGAUUCCUUUGGGUAAAGUAUUACCGGCAUGAUGGGAGUUCCCACGAGCGCCAUCUUGUCUUUAAAUUCCUACCGGUUCUCCAGUCGAAACGCCAUUUUGUCCUGAACGAGAACAUUGGUAAAAGGGAAGUUAACGUCAACCGCUUCUUUAUUUCGGAAGAGCUGGCGACGCUUUGCAGGAUCCAUAGCGUGAGGCUCCCGGUGCCGGAUGUUUACUACGCUGGCAUGGGGCCUGAUGCGCUGACUUUGGUUCUGCAAGACAUGCGGAAAGACGGAUUUCAGAAUAUCCCUUCCACACACGGAAUUAACUUCCAGCAGACAGCAACUGCUCUGCGGACCAUUGCCGUCAUCCACGCUGUCGGUCUGACAUAUCUGGAACUUCACGGAAUCGAAAGCUUAAGCAAGCACAUUCCCGAACUCUCAUCUGUUGACGCCUUUCUUGACACCUACCUCCUGUCCGGGCUCCGUCGUCUGACCUCCUUGUAUGAAGGGACGUCUAUCGCAGAGGUUCUACGAGCUCUUUCCGGAGUGGUCGGAUGUCUACGGAUGCCUUCAGCGGACGUCAGGCUUCCCAGUACUCUGAUCCACGGCGACCUCUGGGCGGGUCAGCUCAUGUACUCAGAAGACCAGUCACAGGUUAGCAUUCUCGACUGGCAGUUUGCGAGCACCGGGAGCCAAGCCACUGACAUCGUCUCAUUACUGUUAAUGAGCAGUGAAGCUGAAGUGUAUGAGGAACACCUGGCGGAGGCACUGUCAUCGUACUGGCACUCUUUCACCAGCACCCUCAAGAUCUUUGAGAGGCCACCGAGUCUCGCCUAUGAGGAUCUUGUGGACGCAGUGGACAAGUCUUGGCAGGUUGGAUUCAUGAUGUUGAUGACGAGCCUCGAGAGCCAUUUGGAUCAGGGGAAAAUAAGCGAGGAGAGGGUGAAGAGGGUCGUUGCUUUCCUAGACAACAAAAGGAUUUUUGAAACCGCUCUCGAUAAUCGGUACUGACUUAGGAA
Molecule: messenger RNA, 1288 nt
Organism: Penaeus monodon (black tiger shrimp)
Lineage: Eukaryota; Metazoa; Arthropoda; Malacostraca; Decapoda; Penaeidae
Exons: 2
Coding region: 126-1280 (384 amino acids)
Source: RefSeq, a predicted model, not a curated record